AAACGUGAGCCAUUCCACCCUUUCCUUUCUCUCUCCUCGGUUUCCCUCCAAUCCCUUACAGCACCUUCAAGUCUCUCUCUAGCUCGCUCGCUGUUUUUGAAGCUCUAUUAGAGGUCGAUACAUACAUAUAUGUAUGCGUAUAUAUCUUUAUAGAGAGAGUUUUCGAUCGAUUGUAUGUAAUAAGACCUGAGGUGGGUAUGAAUGUGCUCGAAAGGUGAGGCAUGGCGUUGUCAGGCGCUCUGCACGCCAAUUUAUCAGCCACCUGGCACACCUCUUCUCGCCACCAACCAUCCAUGUUGUGCUGUCUCAGGCUCAAUCAGAAGCAGAAGAGAUUAGCUUUUUUGACAGCCCACAGAAGAAAGAGUCUGUGGAAAAUCAAAUCUGUUGUGGAUAGCAGAACGUCAAGUAUCAAUGACAAUGGGGCAACUGAACCAGCAAGAAUUCUUCUGGAGAGGUUAUUUGCCCAGACACAGAAACUGGAAGAACAAAUAGGCAAAAAUUCUCGUCUACCUCAGGUUGCUGAAUUGGGGCUGAAUCUUGUUAAAUUAGAGUCAGAUAUUGAGGCUGCUCUGGCAGCCUUGAAGAAGAAGGAAGAAGACCUACAAGAUGCAGAAAGGAAGGUCUUGUUUGAGUACAAUGAAAUACACCAAGCAAAGGUGGAGUUGGAGCGACGGGAGGAAGAAAUAGCAUCAGCUUUUUCCAAGAAGGAAAAACUAGAAGAGGAGCUGAUGCAGGCUAAUCUCAACUUAGCUUCUCGGGCGACCGAAAUUGAGGACCUAAAGCUUUGUAUUAAAGACAGAGAUCAGGAGAUUUCUGCUGCCCGAUCAGCACUGUGUUUGAAAGAAGGUGAAAUGAGUAAAAUGCAGAAUGAAUUGAUAAAGAAGAGUGAAGAGGCUGCCAGCACCGACUCGAAACUCAGAUCCAAGGCUCAACUAUUGAACGACACAAAUGAAAUUGUGAAAAAGCAAGAACUUGAGCUUCAAGAGCUCCGGAAAGCAUUCCAAAAGAAUGAGGAAGAACUAGAAAUUUCUGUAGCGAUGCGGAAACUUGAAGAGGAAAAACUAAAAGUUGCUGAGACCAAUUUGGAGAAGCAGGCAAUGGAUUGGCUUGUAGCACAAGAAGAAUUGAAGAAGCUGGCAGAGGAAAUAUCCAAACAUUCCGCAGAAGGAAAUGAAACUUUUGAAGAUUUCAGAAGAGUGAAGAGUCUUCUUGCUGAUGUGAGGUCUGAGUUAAUUUCAUCUCAGAAAGCUUUAACUUCCUCUAGACAAAAAAAGGAAGAUCAGGAACAGCUGCUAGAAAAGCAGCUAAUAGAACUUGAAGAGCUAAAGAGAAGUGUUACAUCUUACAUGGCAAGUUUGAGAGAUGCUCAAAUAGAAGUAGAGAGUGAGAGAGUGACGCUUAGGGCUGCUGAGGCUCGAAACGAGGAGCUUGAACGGGACUUGUCCAUGGAAAGGGAGCUUAUUGAAGAGUUGCAGGAAAAAUUAAACAACGAGGGGUCAUCUCUGCAACAAGCAAUUCAAGAGAUGUUUUCUCUCCAGAAGGAUUUAGACCAGAAAAGUAUUGAAUUUGGAGAAACACAAAAUCUUCUUCAGGUUAAAGAGUCAGAAUUGGUGGAAGCCAGAUUAGAGAUCAUGCAGCUGAAGUCUGAGCAUGCUUCUUUUCAACUUAUAUUGGAGGAGAAAGAUUUGGAACUCGCCAAUGCAAUGAAGAUGUUGCAGGAAGUAAACCAAGAGAUAGCUGAACUAAGGGUACUUAUGAACAGUAGAGAAGAUCAACUUAUUCAAGCAACGGCCAUGCUGAAGGAGAAAGACGAAUAUGUUCAGACUAUGCACCAUGAACUCAAUGACUCGAAGCUGAAAUUUUCUGAAGCUGAAAGUGUGUUGGAACAAAUUUUGGAGCUCACUAACAAACUGGUUAUUCCUGAGAAGAAUGGAUAUUAUGAUGCAAUAAUCCCUUUUGAUGAAAUGGAUCAAAAGUUACAAAAAUCAGAUGAUACAUUUAAGUGGCAAAAGAAACAGCUUGAAACUGAACUUGAGUUUGCCAGAGAAAGCCUGAGGACGAAGGAAAUGGAAGCUCUAGCAGCACAAAGGGCCCUCACAAUCAAAAAUGAGGAACUGAAAAUGGUCCUUAGAAAACUAGAUGCAAGGGAUAAGGAACUAAAGAAGAUGAAGGAAGAAAUGGUCCAAGAUAGUUAUGGUCUGAGGAAGCUCUAUGCUUUGGCACAGGAAAGAAUUGGUGAAAAAAGUAUUGGGGAUCUGGCAAUUGAGAAGCUCCAGUUGGAGGCAGCUCAACUGGAAGUUGAAACUGCAACUAGUGCACUCCAUAAGCUCACUGAAAUGAGUCGGAAGCUUUUGGACAAAGCUAGUUCCAGCAUUGAAGCAGAUUAUGAUAUUAUCACUCUGCAUAAUGGUGCUGGAACUGGGGUGAGUGCUGUUAACAAUGAAUGUUUUGGCAAAGUCAGAACAGAAGUUGCCCAGCUUUCAUCUUUGACUGAGCAGCUCGUCAAAGAGGCUGGUAUUGUAGCUGAUGUUAACUGAAACAAGGUAAUUUUUUAAUCUAGUUACCAGAUAAAGUAAAUAUCUAACUGCUAGUCUCCAUAGUUGGUACAUGGCUUGGGGGCAUUUGUAUCUUAUGUUGGUGUGACCUCAAAUGUAAACCCAGGUAUGGUAUAGUAUUGUCUAUUAGAGGCAUUUGAUUGUAUUCCGUAUGUAGUAAUUCUUCCUUGUAGUAAGAAAUCUACACACGAGAUUCGAUUUUUAUUAUAUCCAUCCUUUUUCUAAAAACCUGUAUGAUGGUACUGUAAAUGUGCUCUUGCAUAAUUGCCCUAUGAGAGGUUUGAAAAAUGAUUUCAAGAAACAAUGACUUCAAUUUUGUUUGACAGAUGGUCCUGGACUAGAGGUCAUUAU
This is a messenger RNA of Ilex paraguariensis (yerba mate), 2906 nucleotides long. Lineage: Eukaryota; Viridiplantae; Streptophyta; Magnoliopsida; Aquifoliales; Aquifoliaceae. The record is from the annotation of a GenBank genome assembly.